Messenger RNA from Linum trigynum, 516 nucleotides. The record is from the annotation of a GenBank genome assembly. Lineage: Eukaryota; Viridiplantae; Streptophyta; Magnoliopsida; Malpighiales; Linaceae.
UCUCAUUCUGCAAGGCUUUAGGGUUUUAGGUUCACAAAAAUCUUUUGCCAGCAUGCUCGUUUGGAAGCCUGAAGCAAGCGAUGCCUCCACCAAUCCUGAAGCGCGGAGCGGCAACAUCUGGAUCUAAGAAGGGCGGUAGAGCCACGCGAGGGACCAACAAGACCCAGAAUCAUCAGCCCGAAGCUGUCGAAGAGUUCCCAAAGAUAGAGGAAGGAACAAUCAUCGAUGAAAAUCCUGUUCUCCAGGAGAAGUUGGACGUUGACGACAAACCAUACGUUGAACGAAAGUCGGUUCUUGAAGCUGAUGAGGGAUCCAAAUCGAACCUUAAGAGCUCGUCAUCGUUGAAAAGCUAAACAGCUCUACCGCAGACAGAGUGAAAGACAAUUCGUUGCCAAACAGCCUUUCGUGGAGUCUGUUAUCACUUUUCUCAAUCCUCCGGAAGUCUCUCGUUUCUCUGGUUAGUGACUGCCCAAGGGUUCUGGAUUUGCAGUUUUUGAAGAAAUGGGAAGUGGGGUU